Molecule: messenger RNA, 672 nt
Organism: Acanthosepion pharaonis
Lineage: Eukaryota; Metazoa; Mollusca; Cephalopoda; Sepiida; Sepiidae
Source: the annotation of a GenBank genome assembly
AUGAAUUAUUCUCUCCAUCUCUUUGCAGACAUAGACGAGAGUAGGCUCAUGGUACUGACGAUGCUAGUUGUGGUAGCUAAUACCUGGGAUAACAUCUUCCCUUAUUUUUAUUUCCCUGCUAGCUAUCCCUAUUUUUCAAGCUCAACAUGGGUACUGGCAAUAGGGGCUCAUUGUUCACUACUAGGCCAGCUUCUCUUGGGUAGGGUGGGGACUGGUCUUCUUGUUCCCCUUAUUUCUUCCCUUCUUCUCUCAGCACCUUUUCUUCCUGGACAAUUCCUUCUGAAGUGUCCAGCCAUCUUACAUAGCCAGCACUUACGCCAUUUACAGUUGACUGCAAAAUGUCCAGCCACACCACAGGACCAGCACUUCAGAGAUGCCACACUGGCCGAUUACUUUCGCCCUUUGAAAUUAAAAGAAGAUGCAACAGUACCUAAGGAUUAUGCCAUCUUUGCUACAUAUCGUUAUGAGCAUUCACCAGUUCUUUAUGUGAGAAAAGCUCGAGUGGAAGAUAAUGAUGAUGUAACUCCAUUGUUCAACUCAAUGAGUGAAACCCUAAAGGAUAAAUAUGGAGAUUAUUAUGUGGCUGAACUUAUCGAGGCUCAGGAUGAACACAUGCAUUGUCUGGUGGCAGAGGCAAGUAAAAAAGCGUUUUUUUUUUUCUUUUUACAUUGA